AUGGCAGAAACUAUUGUUCCCGAGGCCAUUUUUAUAGGCGCUAACAAGCAAACCCAAGUUAGUGACCUACACAAGGCUAAGAAAAUCGUCGCAUUUGGCGCAGGUAAAACCAUUGCAUUAUGGAAUCCCAUCGAACCGAACAAUCAGGGUGUUUACGCCACUUUGAAAGGCCAUGAAGCUGAAGUCACUUGUGUGAGGUUCAUUCCAGAGUCACAAUUUAUGGUAUCUGCAUCUGAAGAUCAUCACGUCAAGAUCUGGAAAUUUACUGAUUACUCGCAUUUACAAUGUGUACAAACCAUUGAACAUUAUUCCAAGACAAUUGUAGCAUUAACCGCUUUACCGAACCUCAUAUCAGUCGGUUGUGCUGAUGGUACAAUCACCCUAUGGAGACAGGACACUCAAAAUGAUCAGUUUAGUCUCGCUCACAAAUUUACGAUAAAAAGGGGAUUUUUUUACCCAUUGUGCCUAUCGUUGUCUAAAGUCCAAGAGAACAAGUAUUUACUUGCCAUUGGUGGUACCAAUACGCAUGUUUUUAUUGCGUCUUUCGUCCUCGAUAAUGCCGGCAUUGAAAACUGUCAAAUCGUUGCAGAAUUAGAAGGACAUGAAGACUGGGUUAAGUCAUUGGCGUUUCGCCAUCAAGAGACUCCAGGUGAUUAUUUACUAUGCUCUGGGUCCCAAGAUCGUUAUAUCAGAUUGUGGAGAAUCAGAGCUAAUGAUUUGAUUGACGAUUCUGAAGAGGAUUCAAAAAAAUUAACCCUGUUGAGUAAUAAACAAUAUAAAUUUAAUAUUGAUGAUGAGUUGAGAGUGGGCAUAAACUUUGAAGCUCUAAUUAUGGGCCAUGAUGACUGGAUUUCAUCUCUUCAGUGGCACGAAUCCCGUUUACAACUCCUAGCUGCCACUGCUGAUACUUCAUUGAUGGUAUGGGAACCUGAUGAGACCUCGGGUAUUUGGGUAUGUGGUCUGCGAUUAGGUGAAAUAUCUUCGAAAGGUGCCUCGACUGCUACUGGUUCCUCUGGUGGUUUUUGGUCCUGUUUAUGGUUUACCCAUGAGGGAAUGGACUUCUUUUUGACUAAUGGUAAGACUGGAUCUUGGAGAAUGUGGGGUACAAAGGAUAAUAUCAUAUGCGACCAGAGAUUAGGCAUAUCAGGUGCCACAAAGGAUGUUACAGACGUUGCUUGGUCCCCUACUGGUGAGUACCUAUUGGCCACUUCUCUGGACCAAACUACAAGACUUUUUGCUCCAUGGGUUUACGACGUCAGCGGGAAGAAAAGGGAAAUUGCAACCUGGCAUGAAUUUUCUAGACCACAAAUACAUGGUUAUGAUAUGGUUUGUGUUGAACCAAUUACGGAUACCAGAUUUGUUAGUGGUGGUGAUGAGAAAAUUUUAAGAUCUUUUGAUUUACCUAAAGGCGUGGCUGGAAUAUUACAGAAGUUUGUUGGUCUCCAAUUUGGUAAAGAAGAUGAAUUGCCUGAAUCAGCCACUGUUCCUGUUUUAGGUCUGUCUAAUAAAGCCGGAGAAGAUGACUCUUAUGAAGAUGACGAUGACGAUGAAGACGACAGUAAUAAUACUCCCGACGUCAUUGAUCCCUUAUCCUUACUAGAGUGCCCACCAAUGGAAGACCAAUUACAGAGACACUUGUUGUGGCCAGAAGUUGAAAAACUUUACGGACACGGUUUUGAAAUAACGUGCCUUGAUAUUUCUCCUGAUCAGAAAUUAAUUGCCUCUGCUUGUAGAUCAAAUAAUGUUCAGAAUGCAGUUAUCAGAAUAUUUAGCGCGGAAAAUUGGUUGGAAAUAAAGCCUUCCUUACCGUUCCACAGUUUGACGAUAACAAGAUUGAAAUUCUCCAAGGAUGGGAAAUUUUUGCUGAGUGUCUGUAGAGACAGAAAAUGGGCACUUUGGGAAAGAAACAUGGAAGACGACACUUUUGAACUGAGAUACAAGAAUGAAAAACCGCAUACAAGGAUUGUGUGGGAUGCAGAUUGGGCGCCCUCGCAGUUUGGUAAUGUAUUUGUGACUGCAUCCAGAGACAAGACCGUCAAGGUCUGGAGGCACCAAAAGGAACCAACUGAUGAUUACGUUAUGGAAACAUCAAUUAGGCACAGUAAAGCUGUCACUGCUGUCUCUGUACACGAUACCAUGGUGGGAGAUAAAAUCUUAAUAUCCGUGGGUCUUGAAAAUGGUGACAUUUAUAUAUAUAGUUAUACUUCUGGCAACUUCGAUUUAAUAGCACAGUUAAAAGAUGAUAUAACGCCAGCUGACAAAGUCACGAGAUUAAGAUGGUCACAUUCAAGGAGGAAUGGUAAAUUCUAUUUAGGUGUAGGAAGUAGCGAUUUGUCUACUCGUAUAUACUCUUUGGCUUACGAAUAG
Molecule: messenger RNA, 2367 nt
Organism: Saccharomyces kudriavzevii IFO 1802
Lineage: Eukaryota; Fungi; Ascomycota; Saccharomycetes; Saccharomycetales; Saccharomycetaceae
Gene: ELP2
Product: Elongator subunit ELP2
Exons: 1
Coding region: 1-2367 (788 amino acids)
Biological process (GO): tRNA wobble uridine modification
Cellular component (GO): elongator holoenzyme complex
Molecular function (GO): protein binding
Source: RefSeq, a predicted model, not a curated record